AGCUUUCAUUCAACAAUAAGAUCCAUUGGGAAAUCCAUUUCAAUUACAAUGAUUGGUCGCAUGGGCAAGAUGUUGCCCACCAAUGGCAACUGGAUCCCGGAGUCGUGUCGCUUUCCGCAGGAUGUGCUGACCGACAUGCUGGAAGGACUGUGCCGCGACAUGCCGAACCUAAGCCACAUGGAGUGCCAGGCGCUGGACGCACUGCAAGUCAGAUGCAUGGCGAAGCUGGCCAACCGCCAGCCGGAAUCGAAUCCCCUACCGCCUGUGCCAAAGAAGCCCCGUAGCCGGGCCAAGAAAAUCGCUCCGCAGCAGCAGGAUCUGUACGGCGAGGAGGAGCGCGAGGAGUACUGCAUCUACGAUGUGGACGACAACGAGGUGGUCAGCAAUCGCAUCUACAUUCCGCGACUGCGUGCCACUUGGAAAGUGUCGAGACACUUCGACAUCGUAAUGCCCGCCUUUGCUAUCAAGCAGGGCCUAUUGAAUAAGCACUUUCACUGGGAGAUCCUCAACAAGAUCAUGGAUGCCCCCGACGCUGAGGGCCAAGCCGAGCUCCAGAAGUUUGUGGACGAAGUUGUUACCUUGGAGAAAGUUUGAGCCAUACUAUUUUAAGUUGAAUUUGUUAUAAACAUUAAUAGUAAUAGUAAUAGUAAUAGGCGUACCAACGCCAAUAUAAAUGUUGUUCUACAAUUUAAUUGAUAAGAUUUCUACAAACUACAUGUUAGAGUCCAGCAUUUAUGUAAUGUUUGUAUCAUUCAACCCAAAAAACCAUCGAUUUUCUGUUGUAAGCGUGUAUCAAAAAAUGCCAUUAAGCUAAGCUGCCAAAAACAUUUGUUAACAUUCGAAAAUCUAACCAAUUAAAAUCAAACAUAUAGAGAAGCAAAAGCAUAGCUAAUAAACUAUACGACGGAGACAUGAGUCUCCUGUGGCAAAUCAAAAA
Messenger RNA from Drosophila teissieri, 937 nucleotides. RefSeq names its product moonshiner. NCBI's taxonomy places the organism in Eukaryota, Metazoa, Arthropoda, Insecta, Diptera, Drosophilidae. The record is from RefSeq and is a predicted model, not a curated record. The transcript has a single exon. Bases 49 to 594 code for a protein of 181 amino acids.